This is a messenger RNA of Physeter macrocephalus (sperm whale), 8522 nucleotides long. RefSeq names its product angiomotin like 1 (gene AMOTL1). The record is from RefSeq and is a predicted model, not a curated record. Gene Ontology annotation, cellular component: cytoplasmic vesicle; plasma membrane; bicellular tight junction. The coding region runs from base 684 to 3305 and encodes 873 amino acids. Gene Ontology annotation, biological process: angiogenesis; actin cytoskeleton organization; establishment of cell polarity involved in ameboidal cell migration. The transcript is spliced from 14 exons. NCBI's taxonomy places the organism in Eukaryota, Metazoa, Chordata, Mammalia, Artiodactyla, Physeteridae.
CCCGGGCGGCGCGCGGGGCGCGGGGAGCGCGGGCGGCGGCGCGAGCGCACGCGACGCUCUAGGACCCAGCGGCGGUGGUCCGGUUUGGGGCUGGAGGGGAAGCCUCGGCGUGUCUCCUCUUCCUUGUGAAUGGGGCUGCUUGUCGGGCGCCGCUUCCCCAGGCUGCCACACGCCAUGCCCAGCGCGCUGCCUGGCGGCCGCCUUCCCCAACCGUAACACUGAACUAGCCAUGAUCGCCUCAUGUGGAGGGCAAAGUUGCGGCGGGGAACUUGUGAGUCUGCGGUGAAAGUUUAUAUUCCUUCAUUUCUUUUUCUUCUCUGAUUGCCGUGGCUAGGACUUCCAAAACUACGUUGAAUAAUAGUGGCGAGAGUGGACAUCCUUGUCUUGUUCCUGAUCUUAGAAGAAAUGCUUCAGUUUUUCACCAUUGAGAAUGAUGUUUGCUGUGGGCUUGUCGUAUAUGACCUUUAUUAUGUUGAGGUCCCCCUCCUGCCUGUUACAGCCCCAGUAGUCCCAUCCAGAUUCUGGAAGACCCCAACUACUUUUUCCCAGACUUUCAGCUGUAUUCUGGGAGGCAAGACGCAUCUUUGACAGUGGAGGCAAACAGUAGCAUCAGGGAAAAAGUUGUUGAAGAUCCUCUUUGUAACUUCCACCCGCCGAACUUCCCGAGGAUCUCAGAGGUGGAAAUGAGAGGUUCCGAGGAUGCGGCAGCUGGAACAGUGUUACAGCGGCUGAUCCAGGAGCAACUGCGCUAUGGUACCCCAACCGAGAACAUGAACUUGCUGGCCAUUCAGCACCAGGCCACAGGGAGUGCAGGACCAAGCCACCCCACAAACAACUUUUCUUCCACGGAAAACCUCACUCAAGAAGACCCACAAAUGGUCUACCAGUCGGCACGCCAGGAACCGCAGGGUCAGGAACACCAGGUGGACAACACGGUGAUGGAGAAACAGGUGAGGCCCACGCAGCCUCAGCAGAACAAUGAGGAGCUGCCCACGUAUGAGGAGGCCAAAGCGCAGUCCCAGUUCUUCCGGGGGCAGCAGCCGCCGCCACCGCAGCAGCAGCAGCAGGGGGCUGUGGGUCACGGCUACUACAUGGCCGGGGGCGCCAGUCAGAAGGCGCGGACUGAGGGCAGGCCCACGGUGAACCGCGCCAACAGCGGACAGGCGCACAAGGACGAGGCGCUGAAGGAACUCAAGCAGGGCCACGUCCGCUCUCUCAGCGAGAGGAUCAUGCAGCUGUCGUUGGAGAGGAACGGUGCAAAGCAACACCCCCCUGGCCCAGGGAGCGGAAAGGGGUUCAAGGCGGGCGGGGGGCCCUCCCCAGCCCAGCCUGCAGCUAAAGUGCUGGACCCCCGAGGUCCUCCACCCGAGUACCCCUUCAAGACCAAGCAAAUGAUGUCCCCGGUGGGCAAGACCCAGGAGCAUGGACUUUUCUACAGUGACCAGCACCCGGGGAUGCUCCACGAGAUGGUCAAGCCUUACCCUGCUCCCCAGCCUGCGAGGACAGAAGUGGCCGUCCUGAGGUACCAGCCACCCCCAGAGUAUGGGGUAACGAGCCGCCCCUGCCAGCUUCCUUUCCCGUCAACGGUGCAGCAGCACAGCCCGAUGUCCUCCCAGAACUCCUCCGUCAGCGGGCCGCUGCACUCGGUGUCCCUGCCGCCUCCACCUCCGAUGACCCUGGCAGCCUCGCAACCCACGCCGGCCGCCUCCCCCAGCCAGCAGCUUGGUCCGGAUGCAUUUGCGAUCGUGGAGCGAGCCCAGCAGAUGGUGGAGAUCCUAACGGAGGAGAACCGGGUGCUGCACCAGGAACUUCAGGGUUAUUACGACAACACCGACAAGCUCCACAAGUUUGAAAAAGAACUUCAGAGAAUCUCGGAAGCCUAUGAGAGCCUGGUCAAGUCUACCACCAAGCGAGAGUCGCUGGAUAAGGCGAUGAGAAACAAACUCGAAGGCGAGAUUCGAAGGCUCCAUGAUUUCAACAGAGACCUCCGAGAUCGACUGGAGACUGCCAACAGGCAGCUGUCCAGCAGGGAGUAUGAUGGACAUGAAGACAGAGCGGCCGAGGGACUUUACGCUUCCCAGAACAAAGAAUUCUUGAAGGAAAAGGAGAAGCUAGAAAUGGAGUUAGCGGCAGUGCGGACCGCGAGUGAGGACCACCGGAGACACAUCGAGAUCCUGGACCAGGCUCUGAGCAACGCCCAGGCCAGGGUCAUCAAGCUGGAAGAGGAGCUCCGAGAGAAGCAGGCAUACGUGGAGAAGGUUGAGAAGCUGCAGCAAGCCCUGACCCAGCUGCAGUCCGCCUGCGAGAAGCGGGAACAGAUGGAGCGGAGACUGCGCACCUGGCUGGAGAGGGAGCUGGACGCCCUGAGGACCCAGCAGAAACAUGGAAACAGCCAGCCAGCCAGCCUGCCGGAAUACAAUGCCCCGGCCCUCAUGGAACUCGUGAGGGAGAAGGAAGAGCGGAUCCUGGCGCUGGAGGCUGACAUGACCAAGUGGGAGCAGAAGUACGUAGAGGAGAGCGCCAUCCGGCACUUCGCCAUGAACGCUGCAGCCACUGCAGCAGCCGAGAGGGACACCACGAUGAUCAACCACUCGAGGAACGGCAGCUAUGGCGAGAGCUCGCUGGAGGCCCACAUCUGGCAGGAGGAGGAGGAGGUGAUGCAGGCCACCAGGAGAUGUCAGGACAUGGAGUACACUAUUAAAAAUCUCCAUGCCAAAAUCAUAGAGAAGGAUGCCAUGAUUAAGGUCCUCCAGCAGCGAUCCCGUAAAGACGCCGGGAAGACGGACUCCUCCAGCCUGCGGCCCGCUCGCUCUGUCCCGUCCAUCGCUGCAGCCACUGGGACUCACUCCCGCCAGACCUCGCUCACCAGCAGCCAGUUAGCCGAGGAGAGGAAGGAGGAGAAGACCUGGAAGGGGAGCAUAGGGUUGCUGCUGGGGAAGGAGCCCCACGAACAUGCAUCCACCCCCGUGCUGCCCACCCCGCCUGCCACAGCGCUCUCUCCUGCGGCCCUUGUCACCUCGGCCAGCAGCGCCCACGCAAAGACAGGCAGCAAGGACAGCAGCACACAGACGGACAAGAGCGCCGAGCUCUUCUGGCCCAGUGUGGCCUCCCUGCCCACGCGCGGCCGGCUGAGCGGAACCCCUUCCAACAGCCCGGUCCUGAAGCACCCAGCGGCCAAGGGCAUGGCAGAGAAGCUGGAGAAUUCUCCUGGCCAUGGGAAGUCACCUGACCACAAAGGUCGCGUCAGCAGCUUGCUCCACAAGCCCGAGUUCCCUGACGGGGAGAUGAUGGAAGUUCUCAUCUAACACCGGCAUCCCUGUUGAAUUUUGCAACAGAACAUUGACAAGCAAGGAACGUGGCAAAGAGAAAGAAAGAUCAAGAAGGUUGUGGAUGGGAGAUCAGGAAUGAUUUGAACUGAUCAGGUUUUCAGAUUAAUGAGACCACUUUUUAUAAAUGUUAAAAACAAAACAAAACAGAAACAGGAGACCUACAUGACUGAAAAUGAAGAGGAUGUUGUGGAUUUUUACUGCAUAGGGUGGAAGAGAGAAGAUGCAUGUAGGUUUGGAAACAAAGAAGAAAUAGGAAAUGGAAUUUUUCCGUUGUACAGAAAAUGUUAUCUCUUGGGGAGGGUCUGUGUACACCCAUUCUCUGGUUAUAAACAGAUAAACCUGAGCAUGGAUCUUCCUUGAAAUAUGCCCAUUCUCCUUGCCUCUGAGCUUGUUUUGUUUGAGAAGAACCUCCUAGAAAUCUCGGAGGGUCCGUCUUGAUAUAACGUAAUAUUACCUGUGCCCUCCAUGGGGUGUCCUGUGAAUGCGUGUGGGUGUGGCAGGGAGGAGAAAUGUCCAGGGUGAUGGGGAAUGUAAAAGGCCAUCUUCACCUCAUUACCUGCUUGAUUUGGACUUCUUAGCUCUUCUGGAUUGAGCAGUAUUUUCUAAACAGGAUGUGGGAGCUUUCUGGUCUUGGUGCUUAUCCUCCCUCACUUCUCUGAGCUCAUCUCUGUCUCUGCUUCAUACUCUUUAAUUUUACCCUUUUUUCCUUCUUUUUUUUUUUCCUUUUGCAACAAGCCAUGACAGAAUUCCUUUUGUUAUGGGGUCUAUCAGAGCAGUAACUGAACGUUCAUCAUUCAUCGUGACCAGUGGGACAAAGCCGUAGGGCGGGUCCCCUGGCUGCUUCCUCCACCUUUGAGGAGUUGGACUGCAGUGGUUGAUCUCAUUCUGACCACGAACUAGGUAAGCUCCGACUAGGCAGAAGAUCCAUGACUACUGUGAGGUCCUGCAUUAAGCUCACAGCCCCGACUUUUUUCUCUCUCACAUCAGCUCUUGCUUGCAGUUUGGUAUCUCCACCUCAUUGCUCUGUUGAGGUAGGACUUUCAGGACUGCACUCCGGGAAACGAGUGACACUUGAGUUGGUUGGCAUCCAGCAUCUCCCCAGGCACGUUGUCCCUCUUUCUACUGUUUGUGGCCACCACUCUGCCUGCCCCUCGCAUCCCUCUGGGCAUUGUCGGUGAGCACGCAGACUCUGUGACUGUCAGCACGUGUGUGUCAGCACAUCGGUUCUGCCCUGCCAGGAACUUGCUUUGUAACCUAACAGGCCAGUAUCUGUACAGUGUGGUGAGGUUUUUUCAAGACUUCAGUUGGGAGCAACUUGUCCAAAGUUAAGACGGAAACACCAGGUCAAAGAGCCAGGAGCGAGUGAGGUCAUGGGCCUCAUCCCUGUGCUGUAAGGUUUCCCAUCUGACUCCUCAGAUAUCGGCUUUUCUUUACAAAUCUAGAAGGUGCUGGAUCAGAAGAGAAGCUAGUCAGACCGUCAGAUGCUCAUCCAGGGUCCUGAUAGUUUUCUCCCUGCAGGGUAGCUGGAUCUGUGUUUUCCCAGAUCCCUUUCCUCAUGCUUACUUAAGGAAAGAGAAAAAAAAAAAAAAAAAAAGCCCCAGAUCUGAGGCUUUUUCAAGUCCCACCCAAAUGAAGCCCUGAAGACAGCAUCACUUAGGAAAUUUUGCUUGGGUGGCUCAUUUUAGAGUUGAUCUUUGGAGUGUAACCUGGGUGAAGCCUCCCCAAAUUGAGGUGGUGGAAGGAUGACAGAGGUGUGAGCUGGAGAGGGAGAGGUGGGGAAGGAAACCAAUGGCUUUGCCCAGGGGGCCUCUGAGCUACCCUAGUGGUCAGGAGAGUAAGCAGAACGGAUACUGCUCAAGCCCUGCUCUGCGGUAGACGCUGUGCAUCACGCCUGUUGCCUCCUGCAGUCCCACGUUAAGCAUCGCUGAGGACUGUGCAGCCUGGGAAACCAGAGCAGCCCUGGGUAUGAGGAGGGAGCAGCGAGGCCCCAUGGCUGGUGUGGGGGCCAGGUGAGUAUGGACACGUCGGGGCAGGGAUGGGACGGAGGGACCCCCAUCUCAGUCUCAGUUCCCCGUCACUUUUUACAGGUGAUAAGGCUCAGUUGAUGCCAACUAACUCUCUUAAGGACAUUUUGACCCCUGAUUAACGUGGGGGAUGGAAAGAAAAUGUCUAGAAAUAAGAGGGCAUGUCACCUCUGCCAGCCCCCAUCAUCUGUGUCUGGGCUACCCCAAACAUGGGCUGUGUCCCCUAGAAACGGGUGAGAGUGACAGCCGCAGCCCAGUUUCCCGCGAAGCCUCAUCUUUAUGCCCCAGCACAUCUUGUUGGCAGCUCAGGCACAAGGCUCAUUUGCUUUCCUUGGUCCCCCGCGUUGCCAGGCGUGUUAAUCGUCAGAAUGCAAACACAGACGUCACCAUUUUUCAGUUGUGCUGUAGUCUCUUAAUCUUUUUUUCUUCUAACCUGCUAAGACUCCUCCAUAAGAAAAGGGACCUAUAAUUUUGAAAUGUCUUCUCUUACGGGCCCUGACACUUUUCAUCUUCAUAGCUCGAAGCCUUGCUUGCAUUUAGGAGAAAUGCAGAUAAUGAACUCCCACCGUGUGUUCUGGCAGUUGACAAUAUAUGAUCUCAUUGGAUUUUCAGAAAAUAAUCCUAGCUCCAUUUUUUUAGCACCAACUGUAUGCAAGCACUGGGGUAAGUCCCUUUUAAUGAGUCCUCAGACCACAUGGGAGCAGGGGCGAGUUUAUCAUCCUUAUUUCACAGAGGAGGAAACUGGGGCUCAGGAGGUCAAGUUCCUUCCCCAGGAGAGGCUGGGAUCUGAACCGAGGCUUUGGGAGAGGACAGGCUGGACUGCCUCUGACUUGGGGAUGAUAAGUGCCACAGCUUGACCCGCUCUUUCCCCUGUGUGUGAUGUGUGCCCUCACAGACACAGACACACACACACAGACACACACAGACACACACACACACACACACACACACACACACACACACACACACACGGGUCUUUGUGUUCCGUUGUAAGCAGGACCACAAAGUCUGUUUAAAAAGCACUUAUUUGCGAGUGGUCCAGAGGCCGGGCCUUCUACAGAACUUUUCAGUGGUGUCUGAUUCUGAACUCGCGGGCCCUGUCUCAGGGUGAAGGGUAAAGGCCUUGGCCCUGGGUGAUGACGUACUGGAGUAACUCCGCUUCUUCCUUCAGCGUGUCGCCUGGCAGUUUCUGCACGCUGCCCGGGGUACUGUAUGCAGCAGGAGAUGUUGCUGCUUUUUGGCACUAAUUUCAGAGCGUGUGCAGAACCUUUCCUUAGCUUUUUCUUCUUAGCUUUUCUUCUGCUUCCCAGAGUUGGGAAGCCAGCCACAGUGUCAUGCUAAGUCUCCUUGGAGCAGGCAUGCAGGACAGGGCUGCCGCGUCCCUCCCAGGGCUUGGGUUGGAGGGCAGGGAGUGGAGGCAUGUCUCUCUUCUUCAGUUCUGCAGAACUUGCUCUUCGGAACCUGUGUGUGCAUUUGACUACACGGGACUUGGGUUGGAUAGAGACAGUUGCUCCCAAUGGGUUGUGAACUGCUUCUCCUCUCCAAGUCUGACACAGCCAUGGUAUACGCUUUAUAAAUGUUGGUUUUCUCUUCUUUUUUCUUGCUAAUUAAUCAGUGGGUUUAAAAUGUCUUCAUUCAACAUGAGGAUUGUUUAAUGGGUUUGCCUCUGGUGUGUGGCUCCAUUGGAGAUGCGCAGAGUAAUUAAGAAGUUACCAGAAGCUGAUCAGCUGGGAGCAUGGAAAAGUCAGCAUUUCAGUAAAUGGAUUUCUUCUGGAACUAUCAAUAAUGAGCAAUUUUUUUCUGUCCCUUUUAAGUAGUAUCCCCUUUUCUCAUCUGGUAAUUUAAUGGUAUAAAGACAUGUAUAUGUCAGUGCAUACAUAUGAGGUGUGACUGUAAGGUUGUAUGUCAAGUUUCCUUUCUUAAUAUCCAGAAGAUCCAAGUGUUUCGUCUCACCCCACGUUGCUUAAGAGGUGACCCUUUGCGAGACUCUGUGCUGAUUCCUGCCGUGCUAAGUAGAAACAGUUUGCAGACGCCUCUGUUAGAAUGGAUUUGGGGGCCUGGCAUGUCCCUCUGGUUAUCCUUAGAGAUGAGAAAUCAUCAUCCUUUGAAGGCAGGUUUAAGUUUGGAAAUAGUCCCAAGUCAUUCACUCAGCUGGAUAAAUAAAGAUGGAUGAUUAAGGUAAGUCACAUCCUUUUAGCUUUUUUUUUUUUAAAGAAGUCCUUAAGAUGUUCCUGGGGGAUGAGUCUUUGGACCCUCAGAGGCUUUCAGAGUGACCAUUUCAAAGGAGGACAGUACCUUCCAGAGGGUUCGUUUUUAAAAACCUGCUCUCUUGCCACGCCUUGUUAUGUGUUCACGUCUCUGCGUACACGCGGGUGUAAGUGCACAUUCACGAGUAGCCGCCUCCAGUAGGAAUUCCGUAAAACCCUGUUAGACUUAAGUGCAUGUUAUUGUCACGUUAGGCCAAGACUGAGGUGUUUCUUUGUCAUGAAACUUCGCUUCCUCACAGAAUUAAAAUAUUGUUUUUUCAAUACAAUGAAGUACAUAUACAGUAUUUUCUUGUAUCAGCUCCUGAAGUUUUGGUGCCCAGUGGUGUGUUUACAUGUGGUUUGCCUAAGAUUCCUUUCACAUAGAGACACCUGUAAGUAUUUAUUACAAACCGGAAUGUAAGCAAAUUGAUCCAUAGUGAUUUUCUUUGAAUUAAGGUGUUUUCCCCUUUUGCGGAGGGGGAGAGGAGGCUCCUUCUCCGCAUGAGGCGCAUGCAGAAUCUGGGACAUUCUGUGAGGCUGGGCAGGCCGUGCACCCACCUCAGCCAAAGCCCGAGUGCUGCCACACUUCCCGCCAUCUGUGUGUGCCAUCGCCCUGCUUGGUGGCGUGUGCUGUGUUCCCUCCAGCAGACUCCGAUGUAAGAUUCUGGCAUCUUCGUAUUGCUAGUCUGUAUUGAAGCAGAGGUGGAGGAUACAGAGCUGCACGGCCAGAUGGGUCUGUGUCCAGAGCGGGGAAAUCCAAGAAGACAGCAUGUCCCUCACAGCAAAUAUUGAUACUGUUGGUCAGCCAAAGAUUUUCCUAUUCUUUGCUGCUUAAACUUGUGCCUUAAUAUUGUAUAUAAUAAAUGGAUAAAAUGGCUCUCUCCCUCACGCUUGCUCUUUUCUGUCCCAAGGGACUUAUAUAC